Messenger RNA from Austrofundulus limnaeus, 1689 nucleotides. It is a transcript of the gene sfxn5a, whose product is annotated as sideroflexin 5a. Gene Ontology annotation, biological process: mitochondrial transmembrane transport; monoatomic ion transport; citrate transport. The record is from RefSeq and is a predicted model, not a curated record. Gene Ontology annotation, molecular function: monoatomic ion transmembrane transporter activity; citrate transmembrane transporter activity. Gene Ontology annotation, cellular component: mitochondrial inner membrane. NCBI's taxonomy places the organism in Eukaryota, Metazoa, Chordata, Actinopteri, Cyprinodontiformes, Rivulidae.
AGUAGAAACACAAAUUAGGUCUCAUUUGAUCCGUCUCACUAUCAAAGCUCAUUAUUCUGUUUGCUCCUUCUUUAAUACGGGCACGUGAGCAGAAGAGAAGUCGCGCGGCAGGUGAAGAGAAAAUCUCCCGGAUGAAGGCAGAGGAAAGUAACCAGCGGCAGGAGGAGGAAGUGUCACUUUAAAACGGAGACGGACGGUUAAGGUCAAUAAAUAGUUCCUACUUAUUUUUAUUUGGCGGGCUCCGUAAGUUUCAGUUCUAAAACUACAGGAGAAUAAGAUGAGUUUGGGAGUUGUAGUCUAUUAAAAGUAACAUUCCUAAACUGGCACGGUAAAUCAACUCAGAAAAACUACAUUUCCCAUAAUGCACCUAGCGACAGCUGACUUUUGCUCGUACUUUUGUUGUGGAGCGAAACAAACCGGACACGUUUUAAACCUUGUUUUGUUUGCAGCAUGUCUGAAUAUCCGCCCUUCCUGUACGGAAAGUCUCGUUUCAACCAGGCCAUCAUCCACCCUGACACGGGGGAAAAGAUCUKCAUGCCCUUUCGGAUGUCAGGUUUUAUUCCGUUUGGAACACCAGUGGUCGGGCUGAAUAUUUUAAUCCAGAAAGCCAGCAGCCUCAGUCCAGCCACCAGGCUUCUGGUGCAGAGGUUCAUCCCGUUCCCUGCAGUGGCGAGUGCAAACAUCUGCAACGUGGUGCUGAUGAGACAUUCAGAGCUGUCGGAGGGCAUCGUUGUGUUCGAUGACGACGAGAACGUGGUGGGGACGUCAAAAAUAGCUGCAAGACAUGCACUUUUGGAGACUGCCAUGACCAGAGUGGUCAUGCCCAUGCCAAUCAUGGUACUUCCUCCCAUGAUCAUGGCUGUACUGGAAAAACUCCCUCUCCUGCAGAGACAGCGGAGACUCGUCCUGCCUGUCCACAGUCUGGUGUGUCUUGCCUCCUUUGGCCUGGCUCUGCCGCUCGCUAUCAGCCUGUUUCCACAGAUGUCUCAGAUCAGCGUGAAGCAGCUAGAGCCAGAGAUUGCAAUGGCAACAGAUUGUAAGAUUGUGACAUACAAUAAAGGACUAUGAGCGAUCUCUCUGCUGGCUGCCACGAGAGGAAGAACCCGCUGCUCGCCGCAGGUCAAACCAUCAGAGGCUGCCAGAGACUGAUGGUGGAGGUAGCAUACGCUCAGAGAACAGCAGCUGAUCCCGACAAUCUUACGUUCAUACAGAGAUAAUAGUCAUUAAAUAGCAGUAACAGUGACRGCAAAAUAUACAUCACAAUAGCUCAAAGUCAUAACGACAUAACAGCAUGGACGCUUACCAACUAAAUUAAUGCCAAAAAUUCUGUUUUAAAGCUUCCGUGAAGCCUUCUGUCAUAUAUUAAUCAGCUCACCAAGGAUUACCUGUCUUCUAACAGAUACUUUGCCUUUUUUUUAAUAAAUUGGCAAUAAAUGUGAAGAAAAUUGGUUAAUUAAAAAAGUAGCAAAAGAAAAAAAAACAGGAAAACACCCACGUUUAACAUUCACUGGAGUUCAUGCUGGAUCAGAAAUAAAACAUAUGGGAAACUGAUGAAUAGAAUCGGUGUACAGAUCUGUUUAUCAAUUUGCCUUAAUUAAAAAAAUCUGUGAUGUAUUUUAGUCAAGUUUCUGUUUCCGUGACUGCAUGAAUAUGGGAGUAAAACUCAAAAUAAACCUUUUUUGUUCUGUA